Messenger RNA from Pseudonaja textilis, 6883 nucleotides. The record is from RefSeq and is a predicted model, not a curated record. Lineage: Eukaryota; Metazoa; Chordata; Lepidosauria; Squamata; Elapidae.
CACAUUAGGAUUGUUUCUAGUAUUGGGCUUUUCAUUUUAAUUUUGGCAAUUUUCCUGACAAAUUUUUUAGCUUUUUUUUUUACUGCUCUGGUUUAGUUAUAGGCAGCUAUCAAAAGCUGGUCACUAUAGAAUGGACAGUGUGAAAUGGAAAUUCCCUAAAUCAAUGAUUAAGUAAUACUGGGCCACCAGCCACUCUUUUCCAGCCGCCGCGCCGGCCUGGCCUGGGAACAGUUGGAAAACCAAUUCGUCUCUUAGCCAAUCAUUUCCAAGUACAGAUUCCUAAAAUUGAUGUUUAUCAUUAUGAUGUGGAUAUCAAACCAGAAAAACGGCCCCGGAGAGUGAACAGGGAGGUAGUAGAUACUAUGGUGAGACACUUCAAAAUGCAAAUAUUUGGGGAUCGACAGCCUGGCUAUGAUGGCAAAAGAAAUAUGUAUACUGCGCAUCCUCUACCUAUUGGAAGGGACAGGGUGGAUAUGGAGGUCACACUCCCCGGUGAAGGGAAGGACCAGACCUUUAAAGUGUCAGUCCAGUGGGUGUCUGUAGUCAGCCUUCAGCUGCUCCUGGAAGCUUUGGCAGGGCAUCUGAACGAAGUCCCAGAAGACUCUGUGCAGGCACUCGAUGUCAUCACACGGCAUCUUCCCUCUAUGAGGUACACUCCAGUGGGGCGUUCCUUCUUCUCUCCCCCUGAAGGAUACUAUCACCCGCUGGGUGGAGGUCGGGAGGUCUGGUUUGGCUUCCAUCAGUCUGUCAGGCCCGCCAUGUGGAACAUGAUGCUCAAUAUAGAUGUAUCUGCAACUGCUUUCUACCGUGCUCAGCCUAUUAUUGAAUUCAUGUGCGAAGUCCUGGAUAUUCAGAACAUCAAUGAACAAACAAAACCCCUUACGGAUUCCCAGCGUGUUAAAUUUACCAAAGAAAUCAGAGGUUUAAAAGUGGAGGUUACGCACUGUGGCCAAAUGAAAAGAAAAUACAGAGUUUGCAAUGUUACUAGACGACCUGCUAGCCAUCAAACGUUCCCUCUGCAGUUGGAAAAUGGGCAAGCUAUGGAGUGUACAGUAGCUCAGUAUUUUAAGCAGAAGUACAGUCUGCAACUGAAAUACCCACAUCUUCCAUGCCUCCAAGUAGGGCAAGAGCAGAAACAUACAUAUCUACCCCUUGAGGUGUGUAAUAUUGUUGCAGGACAGCGUUGUAUUAAGAAACUAACAGACAAUCAGACAUCAACUAUGAUCAAAGCAACAGCACGAUCUGCACCUGACAGGCAGGAGGAAAUUAGCAGACUAGUCAAGAGUAACAGUAUGGUUGGUGGACCUGAUCCAUAUCUGAAGGAGUUUGGUAUUGUUGUCCAUAAUGAAAUGACAGAACUGACAGGCAGAGUAUUACCUGCACCAAUGCUGCAGUAUGGAGGUAGGAACAAGACUGUUGCUACACCAAAUCAGGGUGUCUGGGAUAUGAGAGGAAAACAGUUCUAUGCUGGGAUUGAAAUUAAAGUGUGGGCUGUUGCCUGCUUUGCACCUCAGAAGCAAUGUCGGGAAGAUUUGUUAAAGAGUUUUACUGAUCAGCUGCGCAAGAUCUCUAAGGAUGCGGGGAUGCCAAUCCAGGGCCAGCCGUGCUUCUGUAAAUAUGCACAAGGGGCAGACAGUGUGGAGCCCAUGUUCAAACAUUUGAAAUUGACUUAUGUGGGGCUGCAGCUAAUUGUAGUGAUUCUUCCAGGAAAGACACCUGUCUACGCUGAAGUUAAACGAGUCGGGGAUACUCUCCUGGGUAUGGCAACUCAAUGUGUUCAGGUGAAAAAUGUGGUGAAAACAUCUCCUCAAACUCUGUCCAAUCUUUGUCUGAAGAUCAAUGCAAAACUUGGUGGAAUAAACAAUGUCCUUGUACCACAUCAAAGGCCCUCAGUAUUCCAGCAACCUGUUAUUUUUCUGGGAGCAGAUGUCACUCACCCACCUGCUGGAGAUGGGAAGAAACCUUCCAUUGCUGCUGUAGUAGGAAGCAUGGAUGGCCACCCCAGCCGCUAUUGCGCUACUGUGCGAGUGCAAACAUCCCGUCAAGAGACAUCACAAGAACUGCUGUACAGUCAGGAAGUGAUUCAGGACCUGACCAAUAUGGUGCGAGAACUGUUGAUCCAGUUUUACAAAUCCACUCGCUUCAAGCCCACACGGAUAAUUUACUACAGAGGAGGAGUAUCCGAAGGGCAGAUGAAACAGGUAGCUUGGCCUGAGCUUAUCGCAAUCCGGAAGGCCUGUAUCAGUUUAGAAGAAGACUACAGGCCAGGGAUCACCUACAUUGUCGUGCAGAAAAGACAUCACACAAGACUCUUUUGUGCAGACAAAACUGAACGGGUGGGGAAAAGUGGAAAUGUUCCAGCAGGCACUACUGUGGAUAGCACCAUCACCCACCCCUCUGAAUUCGACUUUUACCUCUGUAGCCAUGCGGGAAUCCAGGGAACCAGCCGUCCUUCUCACUAUCAAGUCUUGUGGGAUGACAACUGCUUCACCGCAGAUGAAUUGCAGCUACUGACAUACCAGCUGUGUCACACUUACGUUCGAUGCACACGGUCUGUCUCAAUCCCUGCGCCUGCAUAUUAUGCCAGGCUAGUGGCAUUUAGAGCAAGAUACCAUCUUGUAGACAAAGACCAUGACAGUGCUGAAGGCAGCCACGUGUCAGGACAGAGCAAUGGCCGUGACCCUCAGGCACUAGCCAAGGCAGUACAGAUCCAUCAUGACACCCAGCACACCAUGUAUUUUGCCUGAUAAGACUCUGCACCCACGUGGCAGGAGUGGUCUGGUUGGUCAGGCCACCAACUGUUAAUUGUCAGGGCUCGUUUUUUAAAUUCAGGCUGCCCUCCACCAGCAGCAUCGGACAAUUGCACUGAAUUGAUACCUGCCGCCAACAUCUCGUGCAGGCACAAUUGAGCCAUUUUUAUUUUUAUUUCUUUCCGUAAGCAGAAACUUCAUAAACAGUCUUUGCAUUGGACUGAAUUUUUACCUCAAUACGCAAAAGGCUGAUCCUCUUUAAUAAUUUUUAAAGGACUUGGCACGAAAGGUUUUUAUUGAAAUAUUUUGCUGAUCAAUUUAUGUUACCUCUUCAUCCCAUGUUAAGGUUGUCAAGAAAAUGAAUUCCUGCUGGGCUUUGACAUAUUGCUUAGUGAGUCUCCAGGUAUGGCAAAACAGGAUUUUGCUGUUAUUCUGUCUGGAGCCAUAUAGACUUGAUCAGUGAAUUUUUGGUGUAAAACACCUUUCAACAAACAUUAAUUUUCAGAGGUAUGGCUGUUCCUUCGGUUUUGUUUUUGAAUUUCUCGCUUUGUCAAAUUUUGCUAGUUCCCUUUUUGUAAAUCUCUCUGCAGUCCUGGGCUGCAAAGCCAUUGCACUAUAACUGCGAAUUCAGCUUGGUGGUACUACUUCUGUGAAUGCAUCAUGUUAGCAGAGAAAAAUCCCCUUUGAAUAGUUCUAAUACAAUGAUAAUCAUUAUGGUUACAACUGCCACCUUUUCAUUCAAAAUGCUGAAAUGCUUCCCCUUCUAAAAAUAGGUAACCAGGUUCUGAACAAUUAGUUUUAGUAUUUUUCAAACAUCACAAAAAGUGCCCAUUUUAUGCUGCUAUGUUUGACAAAUUGAAGUCAUUUUUAAUACUCUUUUUCAUAGAAGGUUUUAACUUUGGCAAUAAUUUUUUUUAAAUAACCUGGCAGUAGCUUUUCUAGUCAGAAUCCAUUCUUGGGUAGAUUGACUUAUCUUUGCUGGAGAGAAAAUUAAUUACUGAAAAUGGAUCAGAAGAGGCUCCCUUCAUGCUUUUUACAAAUGAUUAUUUUUAACUGUUUUAUAGUCACCAUUGGUCCGUCUGCCCCUUUUUAUAAGCUUGGAAAGUGGGUGUUGUGUAUCGGAAAAAAGGCUUUGCCAAUUUGUACAGUUGUGUAUAGUGUGACAGUAGCAAUCAAAGACUUUUACCAGCAAUUUAAAUCCUGUUUCCUUUGAUGAUUUAGGUUUCUUGCAUGUAGAGCGACACUCAGUAGCAUGUGUGAAGUGUGAAUUGUAAUGUUAAUCUUGAACCUUUUCUAUUAGGAUUCUUAUUUUGCUCGGUUCUCUUCCACUGAAACAUGUUAAUACCAAAAGUAGGAUGGAGGGGGUUGUGCAGACAAUAAUAGUGUUGUGUUGAGACUAGCUUGUGAGUGUUAGCACACAAUGCUUUAAAUUCCUAGUUUUUGACUGAGUUGAUAUGGCCAUCACUGUGGAAGACUGGGAUUUGGGCAAUAAUUGCACUCUGGAUUUCUUAUCAAAGGGUGAUGUCACAGAGUCAUGUGAUCUUGUGAGCGUUCAAAUCCAGACUUUCAAGUUGGCAAUAUGAUACACCAUUUAGAUUGUUCUUCAGUCAGUUGAAAUAGAGCUUCUAAUAACUUGGAAAAUGUACAUUUCCAAGAACAUUAUUCAGUUGUGUCAGAGUACACUGAAGUUAGUCUUCAAGAAACAAAAAAAGUUUUAUAUGCUUCUUCCAGAGCCGUGGGUAUGUGUGGGUGUCUGUGGGAAAGGGCAUAUGCAGUGUUCGUCCCCAUUCAGAACUUAGUUCUGACAUCCAGAACUGAGAUAUUAGAUUGCUUAAGUAUAGAUAAGGUGUUUUUUUUUUUUUUGUAAACUUUUCCUUGGGAAUACCUCACUUGGAUAAUCAAUAUCAGGAUGCACAGGGAGGGAGAGUGGCCACUGCUUUAGUUUGUCUGCUGCUUUUCUUUUCAUUUAAUGUUCAGGGAGAAAAUGCAAGAAUUUUAACUCCUGCUGACCCAAACAAACGGAGAACUGAGGCACCUUGAAAAGAGUUUAAGCACCUGUUUUAGUGUGUAGCAUUUUUUUAUUGCACUAGAUAAGGACAUGGUUUGAGAGAGAGAAGUAAGAAAAAUGGCUAUAUGAACCACCUGGGUAUACCAGUAGCUCCCCUAGCACCUAGUAUAGGUGGAGAAAAGGGAUAUAUGUGCCCACCUGUCGACAGGCGAGAACUUCCAAAUCCCAGCCAGGCAGAAUGGAAAACGGGCUUUCCAAAAAGUUUGUAUACCUUCAGCAACCAAAUCUGCUUUUAUUCCCACGUCCAGAUCAAGAUUGGGAAGUAAGUCUGGAGGAUGACUUAAGCCUCUCCUUCUAUCAUUUCCCAGCAAAGGCAGAUUUUGGGAGCCAGGUGGGAUUCCUCAUUGCCACCCAAAUAGUAACAAAAAAGAGCGAUUGGAUGAAAACAUGCAUUUUAAAGGGCUCAGUUAAUUUUAGUUGUAGUUGGGCCCAAACUGUGAAGACAGGACGCUUAACGAAUCUGGGAAAGAUUUUUUUUCUGGUUGGCUUAUUACGAAAUAAAGUGUAUAAGCUAUAUGAAAUGGUUCUUUUUAAACAUUUUUUAUCAUAGGAAAAAAAAGGAUUUUGAUCAUAUUUUUCAUGUGUAUUAUAGCCCACAAUCCACAUUGGUCUUUUGAAAUCAUCCGUAUUUCAGAGAUAUGUAAGCAGGAUUCUUUUUUAAAUGAAUUAUUAUCACAGUGAAUUGUAUCAUCCCAAAAAUGUUGAUGAGAAAACUUUCUUGCCAACUUUUGCACUUUCUUGGAAUUUUUCAUGAUUUCCACCCCCUCUUCCUUCUUGUCUCUGUUGAAAAUUUUCCUGUGCAAAAAAAUGUUCAGUCAUCUCUUAGUUGCUGAAUGGUCCAAUGAUGUCAUUUGGGUAUGCUUCAGAGCUGAUAGCGAUGAAGAUCUUCAAACUGAUAAAAGGAGGGUCUUGUUGAUCUUUGGGAGACCUCUUUGACUCAUUGGGACUGCCCCUUCCCGUGGGGAUGAACUGAAUGGUUACGCAUGUGUCAAUCAAUGGGAAGAUGUGCAUUUUCUAGCUAUAGUUCUUAAGGUUUUAGGGUUUAGUUUGGUUGGGGUUUUUAAUGUUGUUUUCUUUCCUUUUGACCAGUCUUCUCCAACUGUGUUGUCUUUGGUCGUUUUGGGCUACAACUGCCACAAUUUCAACUUGGUUGGAGACUCUUGGUUUAUAUUAAGCCUGCUGGCUCCUUUUUUUUGUGCUGUUAUGUCAUGGGAGAUUUUCAAAUGUAGCAUAUUUGAACUGUGGGCUGGAGGAGAAUGGGCUAAUAAUUUGGCAGUAGUUCUUGGUGUUUAUAGGAAAAUCAAAUGUGGUUCCUUCUGUAAGUCUUCUGCCCUUUUUUUUUUUUUUUGAGCACUUUUAUUCCAAAGAGGCUCUAAAAAGCUUUUGCUCUGUAACAGAGAGUCUUGCUUACUUCUGUGACUUCUGGGCAUUUUAAGAAGGGCAUCCAAGGACAGGCAGAAGAUGUUCCGUGUUCCUUUGAUCAAGAGAAGUCCUUUUCUCCUACAGCCCUAAUAUCAAGAAUCUUUGCAUGGGUGGAGAAAGGGCAUGGUUCUUCUUAUGACAGGUCACCCAACCUCCAGUCAGUUCCCACUCCUGCCAAGAAAACUACCUUUGUUGAUAAGGCUGUGGGUCCUUUUUCCCCUUCUUGCGCGAUGGCAAGGCAGUUCCUCUGUUUUCAUUUUCGUAAAACAGAGUUCCGUGGGCAUUGUAUCAAUACUGUUUCAGCUGCAAGGUUUUUUCCCUUGUGCAAAUUGAGGAAAGAUCAUAAGUGGAUAUCAAUUAAGGGUUUCUUUAUACCUUGCUAUUGACACUUUCGUGACAUUUCUAUGUCUAGGGCCUGGACCUUGUACGUAAAACUUGUUGGCAUAUGUUCAUUUUCGACGGAUGUAUUUUUCCUUUGUUUGUUUGUUUGUUUGUUUCUAUACUGUUAGACUUGUAAUGUUAUAAAUUGUAUUUUAUUAAAUUGGACUGGAUGUAUGUCUAUAGCAAUACGAGGUACUUUUUCUUUAAAAGAAACUCUGGGAUGGGUAGGUUAACAGUACCUCCCUCCCCCAUUGCGAUAUGC